Molecule: messenger RNA, 8736 nt
Organism: Anopheles stephensi (Asian malaria mosquito)
Lineage: Eukaryota; Metazoa; Arthropoda; Insecta; Diptera; Culicidae
Product: serine-rich adhesin for platelets-like
Exons: 7
Coding region: 1874-8437 (2187 amino acids)
Source: RefSeq, a predicted model, not a curated record
GUGUCGUGAAGGAAAGCAAAAUGCCGUCGCCAAUUGAAUCGGUGCUGGCUGUCAGAUUUGACGUGCAGCAGAAUUCAGUGGUGUCAUGUUUUACGAUUGCAAAUUUGCAUCGUCCUCAGUGUGUAAUUCGGUAAAAAGAACGGGUUUCCCGUUAGAAAAAGCAGCAAACGGCACAGUAUCCCCGAGCGGAAAGCUGCCCGACUAGAACGUUUGUCACGGAAAGCAGGCAGCGGUCCCAAAUGCCGAACAGCAAAUAGCCAUCGUGCAGAGCUUCUUUCAGAAGACGAAUGUGUCAGACACGGGGAGAGUGUAGUGGUGUAGAAUUCUAUGGCCAUGGCGAGUUGCCGUCAAUGUUGGCCUAACGAGCUGGGAGCUCCAUUUCUUUAGACGAGUGGCGAACGCCUCCUCCGUGCCAGUUAGCAGGGGCAAUAUUCAGUGUUUGCUUUACUCUGGUUGCGAAAGACUGUUUCAUUUGUGGUGCAUUUCGUUCGCCCCAGCUGGUGGUGGUUUCCGGAGCGAGAAGAAAAUUCCAAAUACGGGUAAUGUCUGCGGCUGAGGGGCAAGUCGUUUACCCAUACAGUAGUGUUCAUCUUGGUGUGCAAACGUCGUACAAAAAGUACCGUGCCCCCAUCGAGGCAUUUUCGUGGUAGAUAUUUCGGGGGGCCCAGUUGCGCUAUGAAGAAAGAAAUAGAAAACGAUUGCAUGGAAAAAUAGUGGCACGAAAAUGAGGAAAGAAUAAAUUGUGUGGUGCGAUAGUGUGCGUGUGUAUGAGUGAGCAAGUGUAUGUGAGUGUGUGCAUGUGUGUGUAGAGAAGACGUCGCGGCGCUGGUAUCAGCAGCAGCAACAGCAGCCGCAGCCGCACCAGAGCAGGCAACGGGUGUGCCAGACGGGAAGGAACGUAUAAGGAAGAGGAGCUAGAAGAAAAGGUUUUCCGAUCCGACGUCUUCGAAGCUUACCAACACCAGCACGUACGUAACCUACACAAACGCACACGUGCACAGCCGCAACUGAUCUAAGUAAGCGGCGGUCUCGCGCGGCUGUCAAGUACGUACGCGAUGAAUAUUGUGAGCAGCAGUAGCAGCAGCAGCAACAGCAGCAGCAGCAGCAGCAGAAGUAGUAGAAGUAGAAGUAGAAGUCAGCAAGGCGAGAAGUGCACGGCUGCGGAAGGUGACGGUGGCCGAUGGUGAGGAGUGAUUUUCUGGCACGUCGGCUUCUUCUCCGAGCCGGUGGUGUUCGGUGGAAGUGGACAGCAGCUGCAGCACUGUCAGGAGAGAACACGUACGAACACACACAUUAACACACUCACCGUCUUCCUGUGCGUGGAAAUGUGUGAAAGAAAAACGAACCAGGCAUUUUACCAAGUUAGGGAAAACGAGUGCAAAAUCACACAGGAAGUUUCAUACGAAAAGGGAAAUCGGUUAUAUACAUACCUAGUUGAAUGAACAUUUGUAUGCAGCUGAUAUUUACGCAAACGGCGAUCCGCGUACAGACAGAACAUCGUCGAGUGUAAAGUAUCGAUAAGUUGCUGUGAACGACCCCCCGGAACCCGGCUGUAUGGGGCACAGUGCUCAAGUGAUGUUAGCUAGACACCCAGUGGAAGUGUGAGGACGUGACGUGCCUGGUACGUUAGAAGAUAUUGUGGCUAGCGGCUGGUGGAUAGGUGCAUUAAGAGGCAAGCGAUUGGUGGUGAACCGAUCUAUACCCUUCGUCCGUCGCUCGAGGGAAUUGGUGAACCAACCAGUCCCAAUAAUUGUUGUACGAGCAGCAAAGAAAUACACCCCAUAUUCGGUGUUGAGCGGUUGUCAUACGGGAGGCGGAGGAGGACACUUCCGCCACCGGGGGUCGGUAGUGGAAUCGUUGCCGGAAUCGAACGAUGGCUCCCUCGCCAGAACUUGGGCAGCCCAAGGCGCCCGACAAAACUGGCAGUGAGGCACAGCACGAGGAACCAUCGACUUCCGGCGAAGUGACCGACCGUACGUGCCCCACAGCAUCCUCUGCCGGAAGUGUUGGUGGUGAGACAGAUGUUAAUAAUAGCUCCGUCGCGACGGGCAGCACCACCACGAGCUCUUCAAUCAACAGCGGCACCACCAGCACGAAAGCAGCAGGAACAACCGGCGCUCCGAUCGGUAUUGUUCCGCCCGUCAUCAGUACGAUGGCCAUGUCGGCUUCAACAACGACCACCACCACCACCCCGGCUACGGCGGUAAAGGUAUCAUCGUCUUUUUCGUCAUCCGCCCUCACGCCAACAUCUGCCGCAUCCAGUAGCCAUGGGAAAGGUGCAGAAAGUAACAAGAACUCGUCAGCAUCAUCCAGCACCACCGGUAACAACAAAGACAGCCACCAACAACAGUCAUUUGCACAGGAACCGCUCGCCACUAUGAAUGAAGAUGCUCUGAAAGCUUUGCUGGAUGAAGCGAUCACUUACAAGUGCCCGAAAGAUCGUGAGCAUAAGAGUGCAACGUUUAAUGAAUUGUUGAGCAAAACGGAACGCGAAGAUCAAGAGCAAAACUUUUCCUUCACAAGUCGGCCGGUGCACAGUAAGCGUGCCUCGGCACGUCCGACACAGGGCGGUUCACUGCAGGACAUAACGGAGGCGACCAAGCAAGAGUACGGAUACACGGAAUAUUGUUCCGGAUCGAGUUUUUCUCACAAACGACACGGUGGCGGAGGUCAUGGCGGUUUCCGCAGCAAGCGCCAAAUAUCGUCGGUUUCCUCGAGGCAGCGCGAGGGCGGCAGUCUGCCUAGUAACGUGAACGAAACGACCACACCGUCCUACAUCAGCGAGCAACCGUUCCUGAACGAAGUGCGCCGUCCGCUCAAAUCAACGUCGGCAAAGUUCUCCGCCAAAAGCAACGACUACGGUGCGCUCCUGCGAUCGGCACCGCUCAAUGCGAUCGGUGCAACUGAUUGGAGCGGAAUCGGUGGGCUGGCCGGUGGGGAGGAAUCUCAAUCGAAUGCUGCCGGUGGCGAGAUCGGUGUUGGAAGCACGAACUUUGGAUUACAGCGGGGUGGCGGAGUUAUUGUUUCCGGGCCCGGAACGGCUGCACAUACUAUCAUCAAUAUGGGUGAGCUCGAUUCGGAUGUGGGUCCGUCCGGUAAUCGUGGACUGUUUUCCGGCCAUGCGAACAACGCACUGCAACAGUUGUGUAUGUUUGUGUCUCAGAACAAUCACUACGAAUCCAGCGCGGACGAGAUCGAAAUGAUGGGAAUGGGUGCGUCCAGCAGUUCAUCGGUUGCCGGUGGCAUCGGCUGCAGCGUUUCGAGUGGUGCCAAUAGUGGCGGAAUCGGAGGGGCCACCGCGUCAUCCGGCACAACCGUUACGUACGGUGGUUCAGGUGUAGAUUCGUACGGUAAUGGAGGCACCAGCAGCAACAGCAGUACAUCCAGCAACAGUAGCAGCAGCGGCAGCGGGGCCAACCUCGUAGGAUCGUCGACGGGGGCCGGCGGUGGACUUUCGUCUUCGGCAAAGAAAGCGUUCUGCUACUCGAAACCCCAGUACACCACGCAGGCGUGCCUGGAAAUAGGGCAGGCGACCAAUCUGAACCGGCCGUCCUCGAUGCACCAUGUCGAUACGACCGUUCCGUUGCCAAUGCUGGAGACGGUACAGCUCGGUUCCACAUAUCCGGCGGUAAAGUGCAUGAUAGACAGCAGCAAAGUGGAUCAGUCCACCAUGAAGUCGGUGCUUUCGUCAAGCAAUCAGUUCAUAUCGACCACGAGAAGUAGUCUCACUUAUCCGACAAUACAGCAAAAGUUCGAUGAGAAUGCAAACUCUGUUUCGCAGUUUGGCGGUAGUGGAAGCGGAGGUGGUGGUUUAGGUGCAUCGAGCAGCGGCAAUCAGAUGGGAGUCGGCGGUAGUUCUGGCAGCGGGUCCGGCAGCAAGAAACCUCGUAAACCCAAAUCCGACCGUAACACCGUGGUGGUGGUGCCGGAAAACAUCGCCGGCUACCGGGGCAAAUCCGAUAUCGAAGCGCUCGUCAGCUACAUCGAAAAUACGGACAAUGAUAAGUCGCAUCCGCCGCAGCACCAGCUCUCACAGCAACAACAGCUGCAGCUUCAACAGCAGCAGCAACAGCAGCAUCAUCAAUCGUCACAACAUUCGUCCUCGAAGGGAGUUGGUCUCGGUGGUGGCAACAGUGCAGCAGGAGGAGGAGCUGGAGGCGUAGGUGCGAAAAACUCCAACUCCAAGCAAACGGGUUCCGGCACCUCGGGCAACAGUAUAACCAGCGGUAGCAGUGGUUUAGGUGGAUCCGCGGCCGACAAUGGCGGGGAGGAGAAAUCCAAGCGCAAGAACGAGAAAAAACGUGAACGUGCAGCCAAAAUGAAGAAAAGCAAUUCGCUCGAGGAGCUUAGCAGCUGCAGCAGAAAGAAGGUCGAGGAGGAAAACACGCGACAAAAUCACGUCGAAAAAGCGCGCGCACAGGAAACGGAUCCGGCCGUCACGCUGCGUAACAGUAAGUCGAAAAAAACGGCUCAAGCUGCAGCAAACGCCGGUACCGGCAGCGGUGCUUCCGCUGCAUCGGCAUCCAAUCUGACCGGAAGUAAGGACGCCGGAAGCGGGGGCGGCAAGCGCUCGGAGCGAAGGUCCUGGGGCACGGAAGAGCUGACUUUCUUCGGUAACGAGGCGUCCACCGCAUCGGUUCAAGCCGGUGGCGAGGAAGGUAUUGCGGUUGGUGCUACUACGGGCGUAAGUGGUGGAAAAGGCAAGAAGGCCAAAGAACACAACGCAACAACGGCCGGCGUGUUGAGCGCCAACAGUGGAAGCAAAACCAGCGGCUCCACUGCGACCGCCGCAUCAGACGUAUCGUUGGCGUUAAAUCAUAAUCAUAAGAAACGCGACUCACUGCGAUUGUCGGUCGAAUCGCUGUCGGCCCUUGGUGGUGGUGGUGGCGGUGCCGGUGGAGAGUCGUCCGAUUUUCACGUCGUUACGAAAAAGAAGAAAACUAAAAAGAAGGCCCAAACGCUCGGUUCGGAAGAGGUGAAUACUGCCACCACUGGAUCCGCGUUGGUUAAUCGACGGUAUCAAGGUGGAGCUGCGGCCCAAGCGAUGGCCGGCGGCAGUUAUGCACGUAACGCGUCCAACAGCGGCAACAGCGGUGGAGCUGGAGCUGGUGGCGGAGGUAGUGCCGGCAAUGGCGGCGGUAGAUAUCAGUCCAGCAGUCAUUUCGCGGGCGACCGUGAAGUUUACAUGAACAACGAUGUAUCGAGACGAAAAUCGACGUCCUCUGUUCCACCUUCCGAGAAGUCCGAUUCGAGCGAUGCCGAUUCAGUCCAUUCGUUACCGAUCGAAACGAACGCCUCCCGCAAACAGCAGCAGCAAAAGCAGCAGCAGCAGCAUCAGAACCACCAAUCAAAAGGCAAAAGCAAUCAGCAACAGCAGCAGACUAGUCAACAGCGUCAGGGUUCGGGCGUAGCGGCAACGUCGCAGUCCUAUGCAGAGAUUGCACGUAUCGCUAACGUGGAGAAAGGAUCAGGAUCACAGGGGGGUAUAGGGCCAAACGGUAGCGCUUUACCUGCUGGCGCACCAGAUGGGUUGGGCAACCAUCACAAUCAUCAUCAUCAUCAUGCCGACGGUACCGCCGGGAACGCAUCUGCCCACGCAAAUAUGAUACAAGAUCUCAACUCAUCGGAAGCCUUCCCGCAACUAGUCGAAUCGCAACAAUUCCAUCCGCACCAUCACUCCCAGCCACCGCCGCAGCCGAGCCAACAGCAGCAGCAACUCCAGCUGCAAACACUUGCAUCGCAUGUUUCGUGCAAUAACAGUGGCGGAACUGUACAUAAUAGCACCAGCAGCAGCAGUGCCGCUAGCAAUAGUAGCAUUAGUAACAAUAUUCAUACGCUAGGAGGAGGUAGUAGCAUCACGACGCGGGCAACAUAUUCGCAAAGUUUGCUUACGGCUGUGAACAACUCGAACGAUGAGGCAAACAAACAGCAGCAGCAGCAGCAGCAGCAGUACGUGUCGGCCGGUGCCGGAGCAGGAACAAACGGCAACAGCAGCAAUGAAAUGGUGUCGACGGGUGGAUCAGCUCCUUCCAACAGUGGUGGACAUACGUUGAAGGCCGUCAGCGUCGACAGCACCAAAGCGUCCCUUCACAAGUCGAAGAGUGUGGAUAAUAACGAUAUCUACUACUCCAACGAACACUAUCCCGCGCUGGAGAAGACAGUGAAAAGCUACCAUCAUGCCCGGGCCAAUAACAGUGCCGAUCCGCCGCCCGGUGCGGUUGUGUCGUCGUCAACCGCGACCUCUGCAGCAAGUGUCGUCAAUGGUGGUAAAAACGCAUCGAAAUCGGCCCCUUCAUCCACGGUUGUUGUUGCUGCUGCGGGCAGCAACUCAAACUCCGCUUCCAGCACGUUAAGCUUCGGCCAGGUUGCUGCUUCGGCUGUGUCUGGCACACAAUCGACGACGUCCACCAGUGGUGCCGGUCAUGCCCCAGUGAACUCUACCGCAGCAAAGAAAGGAAAGGCUAAAAAAGAUCUCAGCGGUGCCAGUGUAGUUUCAUCCUCGUCGGCGGCUGCACCGGGACCACAGCAGCAGCAACAAUCGGACGCCGAACCGCAUGGUGGAACGGAAUCGUGGAACCAUGCCGCCGGCGGCGCCGUGAUGAUCGACACGGACUCGCAAACCAGUACCAUGCUGCCGUUUGAUACGCGAAGCCCUAUGAACGGUGGCCCGGGGGUAAGCAGCGGCAGCACCAUUCACUUCAUACAAACAUCGCCGCAACCGCAACAGCCGCCUGUGUCCGGUGGUAGCGCAUCGUCGUCGUCUGCAGGCGGCAAGCGGCACAAAAAGGACAAACAGUCCGCUGGCUCUGUGGCGGACAGAAAGACGGCCGGUUCGGCUCACAAUCCCAAUCACAGCAGCCAGUCGAACAGGAACAAGAAUCGUCCGGCGGUAAUCAUCGUGAACGACAACGAGCCAAAAUCGAACGAAUUUACCUUCGGGUUUGAUAUUGACCAGGAACUGCUGUUUGGCGACUUUAGCGAGGAGGAUCGUAAACUGCUCGAAGGCGAUGGCAGCUGUCCCGAACCACCGCCACCGAAAAGCGGCAAGGCCGGCAAGCAGCAGCGCAGGAAUAGUGCUGCUGCUGCACCUUCGCCGAGUAGCAACAGUACCGCGGUACAAACGACCGAUCUGGACUAUGCGCUGAUGCAGCAACCAUCGGCGGCCGGCGCCUUAUCUCCAAACGCGACACUAAACGAUACGCGCAACAGUAUCGGCAAGACGUCCCCCUCGUCCGGAUCCUCAUCCGUGUCGUCUUCGUCGGCAUCGCUUUCCUCGGCUACCACGUGCAACAGUUACCAGCAGCAGCAGCAGCAGCAGCAGCAGCAACAACAGUCAGCUUCACUGCCCGUGGUGCAGCUGGCGAUGGCCGUUGAUCAACCGAAUGACGCGGCCGAAACGUCGCCAGUCGAGGCCGCCACCACCGUACCCGGAGCGAACAUCUACCACCAGCCGCCACCGGUGGCGCACACCUUACUUUUCGGUAAGAUCUACACGCAACCGCCGCCCACUCUGCCACCGCCAACGGCCGCCUCCACCGUCAACCCCUCCCGAACACCAGUGGUGCGGCAUCACCAUCACCAGCCACAUCACCACAGCCAGUACGCCCUUCCACCGCCCGUAGUGGCCCCGGUGGCCGGGGCCGUGCCCACGGUGAACGCUGCAACCGUUGCCGUGCCGGUAAAGGAUGCGAACGCCAACCCGACGGUCCCACCCGUGGUCGCAGUGCCGGCCGGGCAUCUCAUCACGGUUCCACCGCCAUCGCUACUCCCGACGCUGGCCAUUGUUCCGACGUACAACAAGGCGGUGAUCAUACCGGCAGCGGCGGCAGCGGCGGCUGCGGCAUCCGCUCUUCCACCCACGGUUGCCGUGACAGUGCCGCUCGUUGCCCCGGCCGCUCCUCCACCAGCAACUGCCAUAAUUGUUGCCCAACAUUCACCGGCGGUCGGGGGCAGCAAGGAGCUGGCUGUCCUGCAGAACGACAUUACCAACAACAAUAGUGCUGGCUCCACCACCGCCCACCACAACGCGGCCCAAACCAAUGCAGUUACAACCAACAAUAGUAUUGCUCAAAGCUACCACCAACAGCAGCAGCAACUGCUACAGCAACAGCUGCAACAGCAAGCGCCGAAGGUUCAGGUAAUGACGGUGGAUACGGCGGCGCAGACCCAAUCGCACACACCGUCACCCCCGUCAUCGUCAGUAUCGCAACAAUCUUCCACGUCUUCCACGGCGGGCGCUGCCGACGGGCCGACCAAGUCCCAACCGAUGGUCGCUGUCCGCGAAAAGAUGAAGGAGAUCAAUCUGCGAUUCAUUGCGCCGGAGCAAGUGCACACGACGGAUUACAACCACGAUAAGAUUGUGUUUUUCGUAGGAACAGCAUGGGAGGACGCCAUUUGCGGCAGCAAUGGAACGACGAAGUACUACGAAGGUCAAUAAUAAUGGGUUCGCACCGUCGUUAAACCACAAAUUCAACAGCAAUAGCGUGUAGGAGGUGUGGGGUGUAGGCAGCACAACCAAGAAGGUGUGGUGUAAAAAUCGUCGUAUCUGUUGUAUCGUAUCCCCAAUCGCUAAGUCAGUUAGUUUGUAAAGAGCUGAGCAACAAACAAAGCGCGCUUACUGUGAAACGUCUAGGUCAACAAAACAAAAUGAAAGUCUAAUGGUUUACGAAAUCGAAACAAAAAAAAAAGGAAAAACAACACAAAAAAUGCUUAGCAUUCGUAAAAUAUUACACAAAA